Molecule: messenger RNA, 1396 nt
Organism: Amborella trichopoda
Lineage: Eukaryota; Viridiplantae; Streptophyta; Magnoliopsida; Amborellales; Amborellaceae
Biological process (GO): protein phosphorylation
Molecular function (GO): ATP binding; protein kinase activity
Source: RefSeq, a predicted model, not a curated record
CAAUUCUCCAAAACACUCCACACUUAGUUGUCUGUUUUCUCUGAUCAACGCUCGUGGCACAAGAAUGAAUACAGGACCAUCUUUCCAAGAUUUUUGGGGAGGCAUGCCAACUUUUGUUAAGAUCCCUCUUAUUGCCAUAGUUUCCAGUGUUGGUCUUGUAAUGCUUUGCAAAAUCCUUCACUGCAUCAAGAUGGCCGAGAUCUCAAACACACGAAUCGAAGAAGUGGGCAAUGCCCCUCCUCUAAUUGUCGAACUCAUUGACAAUAUGGAGAAGCUCAAGCCCACAAGGUUCACCUCUCACCAACUCAAUGCUGCGACCUUAAACUUCACCCAUAAGUUAGGUUCAGGUGGUUUUGGUGAGGUCUAUAAGGGCACUCUCCCAAACGGGGAUAGUAUGGCUGUGAAAGUCCUAAAGGGAAGCUCGGACGAACAAAUUGAAGCUCAAUUCAUAGCGGAGGUGAGCACCAUAGGAAGAACCCACCAUGUUAAUUUAGUCAGGCUCAUUGGCUUUUGCUUUGAAAAUACCAUGAGGGCUUUGGUUUAUGAGCAUGUGGAGAGGGGCUCACUGGAUGGCUUCUUGUUUGGUAACAAAGGAAAACUGGGGUUUGACAAGCUCAGUAAGAUAGCGAUCCAAACGGCAAAGGGCGUAGCAUACCUUCACGAGGAAUGCCAGGAUCGGAUAAUUCACUAUGAUAUAAAACCUGGCAAUAUUUUGCUCGAUCGGAACUUCUCCCCAAAAGUUGCAGAUUUCGGAUUGGCAAAGCUCUGCAAUAGGAAUGCCACCCAUGUCACCAUGACAGGAUGCAGAGGGACUCCGGGCUACGCGGCUCCCGAGCUAUGGAUGCCAUUUCCUGUUACUCAUAAGUGUGAUGUUUAUAGUUAUGGGAUGUUAUUGUUUGAGAUUGCAGGGAGGAGGAGGAAUUUGAAGGUGAGCCUUCUUGAGAGCCACCAAUGGUUUCCUAGAUGGGUUUGGAGCAAAUUGGAGAGAGAUGAGAUGGAAGAGAUUGUGAAGAGUUGUGAGAUCGAGGAGGAGGAGGAUAGGGAAAUUCUCGAGAGAAUGAUCCUGAUUGCUGUUUGGUGUGUUCAAUACCAGCCUGAAUUGAGGCCAUGUAUGAGCACUGUGGUAAAGAUGUUGGAAGGAGACGGUAAGAUCGCUCUUCCACCAAACCCUUUCUCUCAUUUGGUUGUUAGGCCAUCUGUCAUGGUUUCACAGCAAUUUGGAGAGACAACUGAAGGAGAAACUACUGUGGAUUCACAACAAUUUGGCGGGGCGAUUGAAAAGGAACCAUAUUCUGAGACUACCCCCAUCAUGAGGAAGUUUGAGAUAACUGUUGCUUCUUCAUAAAAGCAUUGGUCAUUGUAUAUCCUUCCCUUGAAGAAAUUAAAAAAAAAAUUA